Parastagonospora nodorum SN15 is the source of this 1161-nucleotide messenger RNA. RefSeq lists its product as hypothetical. The transcript has 5 exons. NCBI's taxonomy places the organism in Eukaryota, Fungi, Ascomycota, Dothideomycetes, Pleosporales, Phaeosphaeriaceae. The coding region runs from base 1 to 1161 and encodes 386 amino acids. The record is from RefSeq and is a predicted model, not a curated record.
AUGGACCCCUUCGCCCCUCCUCCAAAGCCGAAAACGGCACUCGGAUGGCACCGCGUGCUAUCGCCCACUGCUAACGUCAAAGUAUCGCCGAUUGUCCUUGGUGGCAUCAGCAUCGGCAAUUCAUGGAGCAAGCUAUUCGGAAAAAGCGAAGAUCCGUUUUCGUUGCUUGAUGCGUACUACGACCUCGGUGGAAACUUCAUUGACACGGCCAAUACGUACAAUUCGGAGGAGUCCGAGAAGCUAAUUGGGGAGUGGAUGGAAAAGCGCGGAGUUCGAGAUCAGAUGGUCGUUGCCACCAAGUUUGGUGCUGGUUAUCGCGCAUAUAAACAUGAGAAGGAGCCGCUGCAGAGCAACUUUACUGGUCCUUCGGCAAAGAGUAUGCACAUAUCGGUGCGAGACAGCCUGCGCAAGCUGCGAACGGAUUACAUCGACAUUCUUUACGUACACUGGUGGGAUGUCGCAUGCUCUGUGCAAGAGGUAAUGCGCCAUCUCCACGCAUUAGUGAUGGCUAAGCAGGUCCUCUACAUUGGCGUCUCAGACACACCAGCAUGGGUAGUGGUCAAAGCGAACGAGUUCGCUCGACGGAACGGCCUAACUCCUUUCUCACUCUACCAAGGCAGAUGGAACGCUGCAUUCCGCGACAUGGAAUCUGAGAUUAUCCCAAUGUGUGAAGACCAAGGCAUGGCCAUUGUCUCAUGGGCUUCGCUCGGCGGCGGUCAACUCGUGGCUGCAGAACAGCGGAAGAAGUUUGGGGAAGACCCAAAUGCAGGCAAAGGCUACUACAAUGCGUCGGAAGACGACAUCAAAGUAUGUCAUGUGCUGGAGCGAUUGGCGAAAGCGAAGAAUGCAACGCUACAAGACAUUGCACUCGCAUAUCUCUUCCACCAGUCUACUCACGUCUUCCCCAUCGUUGGCGUGCAAACUGUUGAGCAUGUCAAACUUUUGCCCGCUGCGAUGGGCGUCAAGCUAUCAUCCGAAGAGAUCGAUGAGAUACACGGUGCGGCUCCAUUCAACCCGCUGUUUCCCAACACAUUCCUGUUCGAGGGGAGAUAUAACACUCGUUUGACUGUUGCGGAUCAGAUCCAUUAUCAAAUGGCGACGUGGAUCGAUGCACCGCCAAAACAGGCGUCUUAUUCGCCGCGCUCAGGAAAGAAUGAAUAG